AUGAGUAUAGAAACACCAGAUGAGCAAAAGGUAAAAGAUAUCUCUCAUAGCACAGAUAACAAAAUAGAAGACACUCAGAAAGAAGCUGAACAAGCGACUACUUUCUCAGAAGCAAAACUCACAACAAGAGAUGAGCUUACACUAGACGGCCCAUCUUUUAAAGAUAAUAACAAAGAGAAUAACCCUCAAGAAAAUACAUUGUCAGCAAUUCUGAUGGAAAAAGACUUUACAACUAAAGAACGAACAGAGGAGAAUUCUCCAAAAGCUCAAUUAGA
Racocetra persica is the source of this 275-nucleotide messenger RNA. Lineage: Eukaryota; Fungi; Glomeromycota; Glomeromycetes; Diversisporales; Gigasporaceae. The record is from the annotation of a GenBank genome assembly.